GCAUUGACACAGCCACCCCACAUAACGCUGGCAGACAAAACAAGACAGGACAGGACAAAGAGGCACUGCAAGGAGCCCCUGUACAACCACUUCAUGCUUUUCUGAUGCAAAAUUCAGUGGGAUGGCGGAAAAAUUGCCCCGUAUUCCCUGGCUGGCCUGGGUUGGGAGGGGGGAGGAGGAGGAGGAGGAGAAAGGCCGAGGGGCUGCCCAAGCACAACAGCCUGAAGAAGUGGAAGCAGUCCAGCCACUGCAGACAGAUCCACUUGGGGAACUGCCAGAGGAGGAGCACACCCAUGGACUCUUCUACAGAUGCACACAGAUGUUUUCAGACUUCCAUAAGACCACUGAUCAUGAAGACAAGACCACCAUGGUCCUCGAGGGCACAGCAACCUCCAGCUCCUGCAAAGCAGAGGAUUGUGCUGCCAUGGUGGAUAUUAUCAUGGGAAGUGGCAGCUCCCAUUUGAAUAAAGUGCCAACCAUUGUGAGGAACAUUCACCAACAGCUUACGAAGACAACAUAUAUGUCUCAUGAAGACAGGUUGGACAAGACCCUUCAGGAGAUGACAGUUGCACAGCCCCAUGAUGUGGUGAUGACCCUUCUGCGCUGCGCUCCAUCGUGUGACAGAGCUGCUGUGACCAUGUGGAAGGCAAUUGUCUCCUCAAGCAGAGCUGCGGAGAAGGUGCUGCCGGAGCUGCUGUGCGUGCUGGAGGACUGGCCGCUGCACAGCACAUCCACCUCUGACAAGGACUACUCAGACAUCUUUUCUCUGGCUGCAACCAGAGCACUGUGGGAGAUCAUCCAUCUGCCCCACCAUCCAGAGGCAUUGAUGAUGUACUUCCCCCGCCUCUUUGUGGCUCUGCUAUUCCAAAUCUUCUCCAGCACAACGCAGAUGCCAGUAGAUGUCAAUAACUUCUGGAGGAGAUGUGAGCAGGAGCAUUGCCUUCCCACCAACCCCAGCAGAUUCGUAGUGCAGACCAUGAAAUCACUGCUCUGCCAUCUUGAGUAUGAGGAUGUGGUGUCUGAAAUUGAACAUGAGUGUGGCUGGGACACAUUGCUCAACAUUGACAAUCACCAGUAUGCAUUGGGUCCGCUGGCCAGAGCAAUGCUCAGGGUCUCACAGUGCUUGUGUUACCGGACUGCACGCUACCUGUUCAGGCUGCUCCGCAGAGAGGAGGCUCGCUGGGAAGUCUCUGCCAUGGCAUUCUUUGUUGAGCUCCUGCCUUGCCUUAACGUAAAGGAAUGGGAUGAACGCAUCCUGCAACUUUUCCCAAUCUACCUCAGGAGAGAUUGCAGAGAGAUGCGUCUCCUGCUGCUCAGAUGCCUCCUGGUGCUCUGCAAGAGACCCUCAAUGGCCAACACUAUCCUGGCCUUGACUGGAAGCCUCACAGAGGUACUGAAGGAUAAAGACGGAGAGGUGAUGGGCAUGACCCUUUCUGUGCUCAGCGAGGUGCUCCGGGACACAGAUGUGCCAAUUGCCAGUUCCAUUGCUGUGCAGCUGGCUGAGGCACUCCUGCCACUGUUUGAGAACGACACUAGCCAUGUGCAGCUCCUCUCCAUUCGCCUCUUUCAAGUGCUAAUGGAGUUGGUAGAGGAAGACGGAAAAAAGCUCCUGGAGAAGAAUGUGCGCCAGAGCCUGUUCCUACUGUUCUGCCACCUGUAUGAUGAGAACCAGUGUGUGGCACAGGCUUUUUGGGAAACUCUGCUUCAAGCUAACACGUUCCUGCAGGAGAGGAAGCUCGAGCAACUGUUGGAAAAGACAUGGAGCGUUGACAAGUGCCUGGUGCCAAGCAUUGUGAGGGACAUGUACCAAUGGCUCACAUUCAUCAUGGAUGUGUCUGCUGAGCACAGACUGGACAAGAGCCUUCAGGAGAUGAGCCUUGCACAGUCUCAUGACGUGGUGGUGACUAUUCUGCGCUGCGCCCCAUCAUGUGACAGAGCUGCUGUGACCAUGUGGAAGGCAAUUGUCUCCUCAAGCAGAGCUGCGGAGAAGGUGCUGCCGGAGCUGCUGUGCGUGCUGGAGGACUGGCCGCUGCACAGCACAUCCACCUCUGACAAGGACUACUCAGACAUCUUUUCUCUGGCUGCAACCAGAGCACUGUGGGAGAUCAUCCAUCUGCCCCACCAUCCAGAGGCAUUGAUGAUGUACUUCCCCUGCCUCUUUGUGGCUCUGCUAUUCCAAAUCUUCUCCAGCACAGCACAGAUGCCAGUAGAUGUCAAUACCUUCUGGAGGAGAUGCCAGCAGAAGCAUUGCCUUCCCACCAACCCCAGCAGAUUCGUAGUGCAGACCAUGAAAUCACUGCUCUGCCAUCUUGAGUAUGAGGAUGUGGUGUCUGAAAUUGAACAUGAGUGUGGCUGGGACACAUUGCUCAACAUUGACAAUCACCAGUAUGCAUUGGGUCCGCUGGCCAGAGCAAUGCUCAGGGUCUCACAGUACUUGUGUUACCGGAUUGCACGCUACCUGUUCAGGCUGCUCCGCAGAGAGGAGGCUCGCUGGGAAGUCUCUGCCAUGGCAUUCUUUGUUGAGCUCCUGCCUUGCCUAAACUUAGAUAAAUGGGAUGAACGCAUCCUGCAGCUUGUCCCAAUCUACCUCAGGAGAGAUUGCAGAGAGAUGCGUCUCCUGCUGCUCAGAUGCCUCCUGGUGCUCUGCAAGAGACCCUCAAUGGCCAACUCAAUCGUGGCCCUGACUGAAAGCCUCACAGAGGUACUGAAGGAUAAAGAUGGAGAGGUGGUGGGCAUGACCCUUUCUGUGCUCAGCGAGGUGCUCCGGGACGCAGACCUGUCAGUUGUCAGUUCCAUUGCUGUGCAGCUGGCUGAGGCACUCCUGCCACUGUUUGAGAACGACACUAGCCAUGUGCAGCUCCUCUCCAUUCAUCUCUUUCAAGUGCUAAUGCAGUUGGUAGCAGAAGAGGAAAAAAAGCUCCUGGAGAAGAAUGUGCACCAGAGCCUAUUACCGCUCUUUUAUCACAUGUAUGAUGAGAACCAGUGUGUGGCACAGGCCUCUUGGGAAACCCUGCUUCAAGCAACAAAGUUCCUGAAGAAGUGGAAUCUUGAGCAGCUGCUGGAGACAGAGGAGAUGUGGAGGUUCGGCGAGUGCCUGCUGGCAGAGGACAAAAGCAGAGCAGACGAGUACCUGCGCCAGUCCGUGUCAUACCUGCAUAGUCCACAGAAGUCCAUGCGAGAGGCAGCCAUCAGGCUCACUGCACGUCAAGGCACGACAAAUAACUUUAGCACCUCCAUCUCAAACCUCGCAACUCAAACCCGGCACUUUCUAAGAGCUGUAGAGAGACAUCCUUCCUUCAGAUUCAGGCUGCCGCAAAACCAGCUCCGCAUGGCGUGGAGGAGGCGGCCCUCUCUCUUGGACAAUGGCUGGCCUUCUGUCUGCUACAGUGGUUGGCCACACUGCUGGAGGUCUCUGCAGAGCUAAUCCUGGGAGCUCUGUCUGCUGGGGCCACCUGAGUGUGCAGGAAAUACUAGGUGGCUUCUGGCCUCUCCCGACCCACAGGACAACUCUUCUCUAAGACCCUUUUUCUUUAUGUCUUUUAAGGAAAGUUCUUUUAUGCAAAUAUCAGCACUAGUUCAGGACCUUUUAUCUCAGGCUCCUGCCAUCCAGAGCCCAAUUUGCAGCUUGCACUGCAGCUGCACACUGACCUAUCUGCACUGAAUGUACUCCUCAACAGUCCUAACUUUGUUUUAAUUGAGCAUACCAGCUAAUACAUUGAAAGGGACAGAAGGAAAGUUUCAAGGCACUUAACCACUGCCCUAACAUACAACAUUAUAACAAGUAACAAACUUAACACAAUUAAGAGCAGAAAUGAUUAUCAAUAUAAAAUCAUGCAGGAUUCUCAAAAGUCUGUUACUCAUCGUUCACUACUUGUUAACGUACUGGGACAAGUAUUCAUCUCCAUCCAACAAGCUGGUCUUAACUGGGGUAUAAGUUCACACACAGAACACGUUGAGUUGGAAGGGACCUACAAGGUCCUUAAAUUCAACUCUUAAAUGAAUGACCCAUAUGGGGAUCGAACCUGCAAACUUGGUGUUAUUAGCACCAUCUUCAAACCAACUGAUCUCUUAAUGACAUAUUCAGUUGAUUGAUUUUAUUUGCUGUAAAAUGAGCACCCCUGUCUGGUUCAAGUGACUUGGUGCCCCUGCUGCAACUGGAUCUGGUUGUGAGAGAUCUCUCAUCAGGUCCGAAUCUCUACAGUACCUCUCCUCUAGCUAUUUUCUGGCUCCUAGUUCUCAGUUGCCUCAGUCAGAGACUUAGCCAUUUCUCCUAACUGGGAAUCCCAUAGCUUCAAGAAAACCAGUCGUGGGAGUUUAAUUAUGGCCUCUAUUUUUUCUGGAUCUAUCACUCAUUGCCCCUUCCCCAAAAUACAGCCAAAUAUUUCUCUUUCCUUUUGACACAGCUGAAGUUUGGACGGAGAUGCAUGCUGUUUCCUUUUUGCUAGUGCAAUACAUCUAGUAUACAAGCAUUCUCAUCACAAUUUGCUAAUGAGAAAUUACCUACAUGAACCGAUUGUACAAGAGCUGAUACCGAAAUAAAUGUAUACGUAGAAAAA
Molecule: messenger RNA, 4556 nt
Organism: Chiroxiphia lanceolata (lance-tailed manakin)
Lineage: Eukaryota; Metazoa; Chordata; Aves; Passeriformes; Pipridae
Product: maestro heat-like repeat-containing protein family member 7
Exons: 23
Coding region: 122-3424 (1100 amino acids)
Cellular component (GO): cytoplasm
Source: RefSeq, a predicted model, not a curated record